Messenger RNA from Cottoperca gobio, 2027 nucleotides. RefSeq names its product FOS like 1, AP-1 transcription factor subunit a (gene fosl1a). NCBI's taxonomy places the organism in Eukaryota, Metazoa, Chordata, Actinopteri, Perciformes, Bovichtidae. Gene Ontology annotation, biological process: regulation of transcription by RNA polymerase II. Gene Ontology annotation, cellular component: nucleus. The coding region runs from base 289 to 1314 and encodes 341 amino acids. Gene Ontology annotation, molecular function: DNA-binding transcription factor activity, RNA polymerase II-specific; RNA polymerase II cis-regulatory region sequence-specific DNA binding. The record is from RefSeq and is a predicted model, not a curated record. The transcript has 4 exons.
AUCAUUGCCAGACUUUGGCUUUUACGUGUGUGACUAAGGUCAAGAGGAUGUACUGAAAGUCGUUUUUGGAAGUUUUAAGGAGAUUUGAAAAAAAGCAAGGCAAUUUUUUCUUCCUUGUUCACCCCUUGAAGACAUACCCGCUUGGACUCUACCGAUUUACCGCAAUAAAGUGGGUUUACCCAGAGUUUGAAUUGACAAACGAGAUUAAUCCCGAAAGUACUUUUCGUGAGAAUUGAAGGCUUUAUAACCCCAGCUGGGUCAAAGUUUCUUUUCAUUUAAACAGAAAGGAUGUAUCGAAACUUUGGGAGCCAAGGGAGAGGCAACCCGGCGUACACAGGCAACGUCUCUGGGUCAAACUCCCAGGGAAGCACCAGCAACACUACACAGCAGGAUCAGAAGAUGACAAUGGCUGGCAGCAAUCAGUUCAUACCAAGCCUCAAUGCCAUCACUACCAACCAGGACCUUCAGUGGAUGGUCCAGCCUUCCCUCAUGCAUUCACCGGGCCCUUCUCAUUCUCCAGCACCUCCCUACCCAACCCUGUCAGGGGCACGGCCUCUGGCUCCACCACCUUCCCAUUUUCUCAGACCAGGGGUCAUAAGAGCAGCUACACACACUCCUGGUUCGACAAGGCGCCGGAACGACGAACAUUUAUCCCAGGAAGAGAUGGAGAGACGCAGAGUAAGAAGGGAGCGGAAUAAGAUGGCAGCAGCAAAAUGUCGCAAUCGCCGUCGAGAGCUGACAGACACACUGCAAAAUGAAACUGACCUGCUGGAGGAUGAAAAGUCCAAGCUACAGAAGGAAAUAACUGAGUUACAAAAGCAGAAAGACAGGUUUGAGCUGGUCCUGGAGGCUCACCGUCCCAUUUGUAAAAUAGAAGACUCGGAUUCGGAUUCAGACACAAAUCCAUCAAUUUCAUCUUUGGGAGGCAUCAAACUGGAGCCGCACGACUUCAGCAGACCCGGACCCUCGACCAAACCGCCAACGAAGAUGGAGAAGUCUAAACCAAAGAUAACCAUCCCCACCAAGCGUGUGACGACGGCUGCCUCUGCUGUUGCCUCUGAAUCAGAGUCUCUUCACACCCCAGUCCUGACAUCUCCUCCCUCCCUCACACCAUUCACAGCUGGUAUGAUUUUCACCUAUCCCUCUUCCUCUAUUGACACCAGCUCCUCCAUCACGUCCCAUACUGCAUCCCAUCAGGGCAACAGCCACUAUGCUCCAGCCCUGCAGCCUUGUGGGAUAGCUCACCGCCGGAGCAGCAGCAGUGGAGACCAAUCGGAUCACUCCCUGCACUCCCCGACAAUCCUCACUCUGUGAGCGACGACCACGUCCUCCUGGAAAACACUAAUGUGUGACAAAAGGGAUUUCUGGCGGAGGGAAAUGAAAAUUAUGGUUGUGAUAAGCAUUUCAAAAUGAGCUUCAUCUCUUCUCUUCAGAAAGUUGAUUCUUUACUUGGAUAAUAUGUAAAUUGGUGGUACUAUCAUGAUAUGAAUGUUACACUCUUUUUUGUAUUGAUAUAAAGAUAAAGUCUUUAUAUUUCUCAUUUUAAAAGCUAUUAGGUAGAAUGAGUAUGUUUGAGGUUUAUUAAGAAAGCAUUGCAUGCAGAAUUAUAGAAUUAUAAAAGUUUUCUUGAAAUAAUUGUGAUAACUCCAUCUAAUAAUAUAUUAUUUAAAUAAUUCAGUAUAAUGUUGCAUGCAUGAGUUUUUACUUUGUUACGUCAUGUUAUGUAACACUUUAUAAACGUCCUCACCGAGGGCAAUAGAGUACUUAUAAUUAAAUGGUCUAUAUUUUUGUAUGAAUCUUUUAAGAAUCCUAAUAUUUUGUAUGCACAUUAUUGACCACUAAGGCUGGGCCGUAGGAGUUAAUAUCGAUGAUGUAAUCACGUAUUUAUUUUUGAGAGUGUAAUAUAUUUUUUGGUAAUGUUUUUAUUGUCUCUGACAAACAAACUGUUUUGGUGGGCAGUGCCUUACUUUUAUCUUUUGUCCAAGCUGUACUACUUCACAGACAAUAAAGAGCAAACGUGUGUGAAA